Messenger RNA from Colletotrichum graminicola M1.001, 537 nucleotides. RefSeq lists its product as uncharacterized. Lineage: Eukaryota; Fungi; Ascomycota; Sordariomycetes; Glomerellales; Glomerellaceae. The record is from RefSeq and is a predicted model, not a curated record. Bases 1 to 537 code for a protein of 178 amino acids. The transcript is spliced from 3 exons.
AUGGAGAGCCUCCAGCUGGCGCAGAUGCUCGCCGAUCUGAGCAGCCUCAAAGCGGCGGAACCCAAUGCGGCAGCAGCCCUCGUCACAGCGAACAAGGCCAUCGAGACCGUCGAGAGGGCCGGCACCAACCCCGCCGGCGCCGGACAGGCUAAGCGGCCUACCGAUGAACUCCGCCGCGCACACAGCUCGCAGACCACGCGGCCGGGCACAGGCAACGUCUCUCCCGGCCGCAUCGACAAGUUCGGCCGUCGUAUCAUGAUGAGCCCGCCCGUCUUGUCACGCUCCAACUCGGCCCAGGGCUCUUCCAUCCCGGGCACCCCAAAGAGAGAAUCAGAGGGCGAAGACGAUCUGGACCGGGCAUCGACGCUGAUGGCGCUGUACGAGAUCCGCGCAAAGCUGAAGCAACAGGACAACAGCAGCCUCAUGAAAGCGCGCGAGAAGAUUGCCGACCUGGCCGCGCGGCAGCAACAGCAACAGACGGCUCCGGCCAAGAAGGAACCCGAGAAGGUAACCUCCCGGUUCACGUUUCCCAAGUAA